UUGCUUUUGCUGCUCCACGUCGGCACCAGCUGCGGGGCAAGAUGGAGGCGGUGAUUUUGGAACCCUCCCUGUAUACUGUCAAAGCCAUCCUGAUCCUGGACAAUGAUGGAGAUCGACUUUUUGCCAAGUACUAUGACGACACCUACCCCAGUGUCAAGGAGCAGAAGGCCUUUGAGAAGAACAUUUUCAACAAGACCCAUCGCACUGACAGUGAAAUUGCUCUCUUGGAAGGCCUGACAGUGGUGUACAAGAGCAGUAUCGAUCUCUAUUUCUAUGUGAUCGGCAGCUCCUACGAAAAUGAGCUUAUGCUUAUGGCUGUUCUGAACUGCCUCUUUGACUCCUUGAGCCAGAUGCUAAGGAAAAAUGUAGAAAAGCGAGCUCUGCUGGAGAACAUGGAGGGGCUUUUCUUGGCUGUGGAUGAAAUCGUAGAUGGAGGGGUGAUCCUAGAGAGUGAUCCGCAGCAAGUGGUACACCGAGUGGCAUUAAGGGGUGAAGAUGUUCCCCUCACUGAGCAGACUGUGUCUCAGGUGCUGCAGUCGGCCAAAGAACAGAUCAAGUGGUCACUCCUUCGGUGAAGGCCCUCCUGGCUCCUCACCUCAGAAAUCCACAUGUCUGCUAUGACUUCUUGUCUGAGCCCCCAGCUGAUGCUCUCAGGAUCAUCUUGGGGAUCACAAGGGAUCCUUAAAUCUUCAUCUCAUCUGGGGUUGCCCCUCUUCCCCCAACACACUUCCAUUUCCUUCCCGCUCUUCUACGUGGAGGAAAGCUCCCGGCAGAUUUAGAUACUGGGCAGGGAAGCACUGUCCUCCUUCCUAGACUGGAUUAUGCUCCGUGCUCACCUGCCCCCAUAUUUUCUUUACUUCUUUGUCCUUGCUGUAGUCACACUCCAGAUCAAAGCAGGAGAAAGAAUGUGCUGAGUGUUUUCCACCUCUGCCCUUACAAGGCCUUCUUCCAACAGCACAUAUGUUGUUGGGGGGUGGGGGCGCAGCGGAGUGUCCCAUUCCAUAGGGUGAGCAGGGUGGGAACGGGCCGGGAGGUGGCCAGUCUCGCUCACUUACUGACCUUGGCAACCCUCCUGUUUCUUCUUGCUGCCCUGUCCUCUGCCUUGGAAUAGCUUAUAGGAAGGAGACAGGCAGAAACUGUAACUUAACUGUUGCAUAGGGCUUUUAAAACUUAUUCUGUACCCUGAUCCAGGCAUACAGCUUCGAAAUCACCGUGGUCUGUGAGUGGUUAUUGAGUGUCCGUCUUGUCCAGUAUCCCAGCUCUCUACCUUUACUGUCUGUGGGAUUGUUGCCAGCUUUGUCCUCAUUUUGUCCUGGAGCAGAGCCACUCCCAAGAACUAAAACUCCAUUCUCAUGUCCAGAUGCUCUGAAUUGGAGAAGAGGCUUGGGCCUGGAUCUUGAGGCUGUCAAGCCCCUCAGCUUCCCGGGAGUGCAUUUGUUCCUCUGCCUUGGGUCUCACUUGGCAGCUUAACCCUAUCGUCUCUCUGCCUCAGUCUUACAUGAAAAAGCUGUAGAUCUGGGCUCUUGGCUUCCCUACAUGGCCGGCAGUGGUGCCUUUCCCUUGGGACCUGGAUUUCCCCAGCAGGACAGACUGCUACACCGACUUUGAGGUCUAAUCUUCCCCUUGACUCAAAACUUUCUCCCCAGGAAAAGGCCAUAGAAAGCUCUGACCUAGCAGUCUGCCCUGUCCACUGACUGCGCUUCUCCAGCACUGGGAGUGGGGCAGAUGAGGGAUGUUGGAGGAGACACCUUUACGUCAGAUGCACAGAACCAGGAGAUGGCCACCUUCCUAUACAGCGCUGCAAUGGGGAAUAAAGCAUUUCUUUUGCCAAA
This is a messenger RNA of Octodon degus (degu), 1832 nucleotides long. It is a transcript of the gene Copz1, whose product is annotated as coatomer protein complex subunit zeta 1. Bases 42 to 575 code for a protein of 177 amino acids. Gene Ontology annotation, biological process: intra-Golgi vesicle-mediated transport; intracellular protein transport; retrograde vesicle-mediated transport, Golgi to endoplasmic reticulum. The transcript has 9 exons. Gene Ontology annotation, cellular component: COPI vesicle coat. Lineage: Eukaryota; Metazoa; Chordata; Mammalia; Rodentia; Octodontidae. The record is from RefSeq and is a predicted model, not a curated record.